UAGCAAACAAAGCGCUCAUCAGCAGAUCACCGGUUCUGUCCUCUGGUUGUGUGCUCAUCUGGAUUACUGGGAGAAAAUGAUUAUGGAAAUAGUUUUUCUUGUUUGGUUUAUGUAUUUAUUAGCAGUUGCCCACCUCCUUGUCUUUUUAUCUGCCCUGUGUACUCCUCUGGUAAAAAUGCAUUUUACAUGCGAAUGACGAUAAUCAACCUUUGCAAAUCCAUUUGACUCAGUUUUAAAGGAGCAGAACUGGAUUGACUGAAGAAAGAGGAAGAGGAUUCUUGACAAAUUCACGAUAUGUGGUUCUUGAUAUGUUGGGUUUUUUCCUAUGUUUUUUUUUGAAGAAAAGUAAUAUGGGGCGGGGAGUAAAUGGAAAACUACAUACCUUGCUUUCUGUGGUGGGGUUUAAAGAGAUUACAGUAAUUUUACUAAGAAUAUUCAUGUUUGAUUAACCAAUUCUUUAAUUGAUUGAGAACUUGUAUUGCUUCUGAAAGCAAUUCCACUUAUGAGCUUACUUCAUUACUAGUACUUUUUACAAAUUAACAUUAGUUUUAAUAUAGUGUGAUGUACUUAAAUUGUUUUCUUUAUAUGGUAAAUUUCUUUGAAAACUGCAUGUAAUAAGCCAUUAACAUGGAGGAAUAGAGUAGUACAUUAACAAAAUGAAUGCUUGACAAGCAUGAUUUUUUAAAUGUACGUUGUUUUUUCUUUUCAUGUGAUUGUAAAAUUAAAAGUGCUUUUAAUGUAAUUCAGUUUCAACAAAUGGUGCUUUUAACCAAUUGAAAAAUAAUCACUUUUUCUUUCUAUUAAGCAAUUUAAAUAUUUUUACCAAGCAACUAGAUUAUUAGCUUAAUAUGCAUCAGUUAUUUUGACUAACACGGGGCGGGGGGAAAGCUGUGUAUUUCUUACUUAAAAUAUUCAGUCUGUUGUAACCAAAAAAACCCUUAAAGUUUAUGCAGCAAAUAAUAUUGCAUUAACUUCAUAGUAUAAAAACUAUAAUUUUGUCUUGCUAGCACAAGAUUGCAUAAAAAAGAGUGAUGCAGAGGGAGUGGGGAGGUAAGUCAGAACAGCUGAAAACUAAACACGGUGUCUGUUUAAGCUGUUCUUUCCUCCAGGACAAUUUUUUUGAGAGGGUGGCUGGAGAGUUAGAGGCAACAAUAUGUAUGGAAAUGCAGGUUGCUGCAGCCUUGGUUUACCUCCUGACCACCUCGAGGUGGCCCAUCUCAGAUCAGCAGCAGAAGUGCUUUACCUUGCUUGCCUUUGGGUAGAUGCACAACCCUUUGUGUGCCUGCCUCCUGCCUUUCCUCACACCUUUUACCUCUUCACCACGGAAAUCGCUCUCUCCUGAAGAGCAUCGUCACCUUCAGCCAGCGGGAAAGGGGAUGUCCUCUCAAAGCUGGGAGAGAAAACUGGACAGGUCCUGAAGGAUGAGCUUGUCUCACCGUGACCGUGAAAGCUGGUGGGGGGCAGCGCAACCCUUCUGUGCGUGCCAUCUUCAGCAUUUGUCAGUUGAGGUUUCGAAGCUGUGAUGGAAACAAAAAAAUACACUUUGGAAGCAGUGAGCCAGAAGAUUUCAGAGUAGGCGAGGAUGGUGUGGUCUAUGCAGAGAGAAGCUUUCAACUUUCAGCAGAGCCCACAGAGUUUGUCGUGUCUGCUCAAGACAAGGAAACCCAAGAAGAAUGGCAAAUGAAAGUGAAGCUAACCCCUGAACCAGCCUUUGCAGGGGCUUCGGAAAAGAAAAUUGAAGACAUCGUAUUUCCAUGGCAACAAUACAAGCACAGCAGCCCUCUUAAGAGACAGAAGAGAGACUGGGUUAUUCCUCCAAUCAACCUACCAGAAAAUUCCAGAGGACCUUUUCCUCAGGAAUUAGUUAGGAUUAGGUCUGAUCGUGAUAAAAGCCUCUCGCUGCGGUACAGUGUGACUGGCCCAGGAGCUGACCAACCUCCAACAGGCAUCUUCAUCAUCAACCCCAUCUCAGGACAGCUGUCUGUGACAAAGCCUUUAGACCGGGAGCAGAUUGCUUCUUUUCAUCUGAGAGCGCAUGCAGUGGAUGUAAACGGAAACCAGGUGGAAAAUCCUAUUGAUAUUGUUAUUAAUGUCAUUGAUAUGAAUGACAAUAGACCCGAAUUCUUACACCAGGUUUGGAAUGGGACAGUCCCCGAAGGAUCAAAGCCAGGAACCUACGUGAUGACGGUUACUGCCAUCGAUGCUGAUGAUCCCAAUGCACAGAAUGGGAUGCUGAGAUACAGAAUCUUGUCACAGGCCCCGAGCAGCCCCUCUCCAAACAUGUUUACAAUCAACAACGAGACUGGUGACAUUAUCACCGUAGCAGCUGGGCUUGACAGAGAGAAAGUCCAACAAUAUACAUUAAUAAUUCAAGCUACGGACAUGGAAGGAAACCCAACAUAUGGUCUUUCAAACACAGCAACUGCUGUCAUCACCGUGACAGAUGUCAAUGACAAUCCUCCAGAGUUCACUGCCAUGACUUUCUACGGGGAGGUGCCGGAAAACAGGGUGGAUGUGAUCGUAGCGAAUCUGACGGUAACGGAUAAAGAUCAGCCCCACACGCCUGCGUGGAACGCCGUGUACCGAAUGACCGGAGGAGACCCCACAGGUCGAUUCACCAUCCUGACCGAUCCCAACAGCAACGAUGGGCUGGUGACGGUUCUGAAGCCAAUUGACUUCGAGACCAACAGGAUGUUCAUACUUACUGUAGCUGCAGAAAAUCAAGUGCCUUUGGCGAAGGGGAUUCAGCAUCCUCCCCAGUCAACAGCAACCGUGUCCAUUACGGUCAUUGAUGUGAACGAGAGCCCCUAUUUUGUUCCAAACCCUAAGCUUAUACGUCAAGAAGAAGGGCUGGUCGCUGGUAGCACGCUGACGACUUUCACUGCUCAAGACCCAGAUCGUUACAUGCAACAAACCUCUCUAAGGUACUCAAAACUUUCAGAUCCUGCAAACUGGCUGAAAAUUGACCCUAUUAAUGGACAAAUAACUACUACAGCUGUUUUGGACAGAGAGUCAAUAUAUGUGCAAAACAAUAUGUAUAAUGCAACGUUUCUUGCUUCUGAUAAUGGAAUUCCCCCGAUGAGCGGAACUGGCACUCUUCAGAUAUACCUGCUGGACAUCAAUGAUAAUGCCCCCCAGGUGAAUCCGAAAGAAGCCACGACCUGUGAAACACUGCAGCCCAACGCCAUUAACAUCACUGCUGUGGACCCUGACAUAGAUCCCAACGCGGGCCCCUUUGCCUUCGAGCUGCCUGACACACCUGCCAGUAUUAAGAGAAACUGGACCAUUGUUCGAAUUAGCGGCGAUCACGCCCAGCUGUCUUUAAGGAUCAGGUUCCUGGAGGCUGGUAUCUACGAUGUGCCCAUAGUAAUUACGGAUUCUGGAAAUCCACAUGCCUCCAGCACUUCUGUGCUGAAAGUGAAAGUUUGCCAAUGUGACAUAAACGGAGACUGCACUGACGUUGACCGGAUCGUUGGUGCGGGGCUGGGCACUGGUGCCAUCAUUGCAAUUCUGCUUUGUAUCAUCAUCUUGCUCAUUUUAGUUUUAAUGUUCGUGGUGUGGAUGAAACGCCGUGAUAAAGAGCGUCAGGCAAAGCAGCUCUUGAUUGAUCCAGAAGAUGAUGUGAGGGACAACAUUCUGAAAUACGAUGAAGAAGGUGGUGGAGAAGAAGAUCAGGAUUAUGACUUGAGCCAGCUCCAGCAGCCUGACACUGUGGAACCAGAUGCCAUCAAACCUGUUGGAAUCAGACGUCUUGAUGAAAGGCCAAUCCAUGCAGAACCUCAGUAUCCAGUCAGAUCAGCUGCUCCUCAUCCUGGGGACAUUGGGGACUUCAUUAAUGAGGGACUUAAAGCAGCCGACAACGACCCCACAGCCCCACCAUAUGACUCCCUCUUAGUCUUUGACUAUGAAGGAAGUGGCUCCACUGCUGGAUCCUUGAGCUCUCUUAACUCCUCAAGUAGCGGUGGUGAGCAAGACUAUGACUACCUAAAUGACUGGGGCCCACGUUUCAAGAAACUUGCUGAUAUGUACGGUGGAGGUGAUGACUGAACUUCGAAGUGAACUUUGUUUUUGGACAAGUACAAACAUUUCAACUGAUAUUCCCCAAAAGCAUACAGAAGCUAGGCUUUAACUUUGUAGUCUACUAGCACAAGUGCUUGCUGAAGGCUUUGGCUUAGGCUGCAAACCAAUUUGGGCUCCGUGGAAUAUCAGUGAUCCAAUGCUGUUUGGAAAAAAAUAUUGAGCUCAGUUACACUUGAAUUUUACAGUACAGAAGCACUGGGAUUUUAUGUGCCUUUUUGUACCUUUUUCAGAUCGGAAUUAGUUUUAUGUUUAAGGCUUUAAUGGUACUGAUUUAUGAAAUGAUGCAUUAAAGAGACAAAAUAUGUUGGGGUGGGGAGGAGUAAGGUGAAACACAAUAUGCUUCAACAUGCUUUUGUUACAUCGCAUUGCUUUUAUUAAAAUAAGGAGAUUAAAAAAAAUAAACAAAAAAUCCCUCAUGGAACAAUUUUAUUAUCUGGGAGAGAAGACCAUGAGGUGGAACAGUGUACAUUACUUCUAGUUUUAGAUGUUAGGGGAUUUUUUUCACUAAAAUUCUAAAACUUAUGCAGCUGGUUGCAAAUAAAGGGAGUUUUCAUAUCACCAGUUUGUAGCAGAAUUGAUUUUUUUUUUCUUAUGCUAGAAUGUUAGACACAUUUUGGUCUUAAUUCAUGUACACUUUUCUUUUUUCUUUUUUUUUAAUUUCUAGUAUUUUUUUCCCACUUCACUGUAAAAAAAUGGUAUGUGUACAUAAUGUUUUAUUGGCAUAGUCUGUGGAGAAGUGCAGAAACUUCAGAACACGUGUAUGUAUUAUUUGGACUAUGGAUUCAGGUUUUUGCAUGUUUAUAUCUUUCGUUAUGGAUAAAGUAUUUACAAAACAGGUUGCAAACAAGUGACAUUGAUUCAAUUGUUGAACUGUAGUUAGAGUACUCAAUAUUUUUUUUAUUUUUAUUUUUAUUAUUUUUUUUUUGUUUGGGGAGGGAGAAAAGUUCUUAGCACAAAAGUUUUACAUAAUUUGUACCAAAAAAAAGGGGGGGGGAGGGGAGUUCGCCUGAUACUGGUGGCACGAGUAAAUAUACGGUAUGUUUUGGGGGUGGGGAGGGAAGGGGGAAGGAGCUUUCAAACUGGAGAGACUUCUGAGAACAGCUUUGCCUCUGUAUUGUGUACCAGAAUAUGAAUGAUACACCUCUGACCCCAACGUUCUGAAUAAAAUGCUAAUUUUGGA
This is a messenger RNA of Calidris pugnax (ruff), 5260 nucleotides long. RefSeq names its product cadherin 2, type 1, N-cadherin (neuronal) (gene CDH2). NCBI's taxonomy places the organism in Eukaryota, Metazoa, Chordata, Aves, Charadriiformes, Scolopacidae. The coding region runs from base 1681 to 4047 and encodes 788 amino acids. Gene Ontology annotation, cellular component: neuron projection; presynaptic active zone membrane; apical part of cell. The record is from RefSeq and is a predicted model, not a curated record. The transcript has 16 exons. Gene Ontology annotation, biological process: homophilic cell-cell adhesion; synapse assembly; regulation of synaptic transmission, glutamatergic. Gene Ontology annotation, molecular function: calcium ion binding; cadherin binding.